Molecule: messenger RNA, 303 nt
Organism: Acanthoscelides obtectus
Lineage: Eukaryota; Metazoa; Arthropoda; Insecta; Coleoptera; Chrysomelidae
Source: the annotation of a GenBank genome assembly
AUGGAAAAUGAAAUAAUUCUACGGACAAAUGAAAAGAUAUUGGUAUUCCAAGAUAAAUUUAGUAAUCCUAAUCGAGCGGAACUGAGAGAACUAACAAAGGAAGAAUUUAGAGCGUUUCUCUCUAUAUUGUAUUACUCUGCAGUUUUCAAGUCAAAUGAUGAAGACUUUCAAGAAAUGUUUGCAACAGAUGGAACGGGACGAGACAUAUUCAGAUCCAUUAUGUCUUUGAAAAGAGUAUAUGUGUUGCUCGCAUGUCUAAGUAAGACACAGCAGCGGCACUUCGGCAAGAAGAAGGAUGCUUAA